Venturia canescens is the source of this 2571-nucleotide messenger RNA. RefSeq names its product Inverted repeat-binding protein (gene Irbp). The record is from RefSeq and is a predicted model, not a curated record. Gene Ontology annotation, biological process: telomere maintenance; double-strand break repair via nonhomologous end joining. Bases 320 to 2077 code for a protein of 585 amino acids. Gene Ontology annotation, molecular function: DNA helicase activity; telomeric repeat DNA binding; damaged DNA binding. Lineage: Eukaryota; Metazoa; Arthropoda; Insecta; Hymenoptera; Ichneumonidae. Gene Ontology annotation, cellular component: nucleus; Ku70:Ku80 complex. The transcript has 9 exons.
CGAAAAUUUUGAUAUCGGGAGUAUGAGAAAAAAUUCGUCUUUAGAGAAUUAUGAGAUUUGGGAUUUUCCCGGGAACUUCCUGACGACUAUAGCCGGUUACCGCGCGUUUCGGACGCGAUUUCGAGAACAUUCAAUUGCCUGCGCGCGCAUCUGUACGACUAAACAUCGUAAUUUGUGAUUCUUGUCGAAACUUGUCCGGUAUUCUUACUCAUCGGGGUAAAUUCUUUCUAUGUUUGAAUAACAAUUAUAUUAAAUAAAAGUAAUAACACAUACUUUACGAGUUCCCACGAACCGUAAAGAAACAGGAGGAUUAUAAACAAUGGAGGAAUCACAAGACAAUUAUGAACACUUUGGCUAUCGUGAUGGAACCAUUUUUGUCAUCGAUGCUUCACCUGAAAUGUUUGAAAAAUACCCUGAAUCGAAUAACACAUACUUCAGCGAAUGUUUAACGGUUUAUGAACGGAUUCUCUGUGAAAAAUUAAUGUGGAACAGACGAGAUUGGAUGGGUCUCAUUUUAUACAAUGUUACCAAAAAUUGGAAUCUCGAAACAGAGUACAUUCUUACUGUCCAGAAAUUUUCUGAAAUCGAAACCAACAUGGCCAUUGAACUCAAAAACAUUUUGGAGGAGAAGACGACGAAAGAAGAAUAUUGUGAUGCGUCUCUGGAAGCCAAGCGAGACAUUUGUUUGCAUGACGUACUGUGGCAAGCCAGUCGGUGUUUUGAUGUAAUAAAAAUUGCCAUGUCCUUACGUCAAGUGGUGUUGCUUACUCGCAAUGAUAAUCCUCUGGCUAAUGAUUUGGCAGAGCGCCACAAAAUCCGUUUAAGGGCCAAGACUUAUAAGGAUAUCAAUGUUAAACUGCGAAUAGUAGGUCUAAAGGAGUGUUGGAAUCACGAUCUUUUCUACAAAGAUCUCGAUGUGCUGGCCAACAAUUGUGAUCCUGAAGACUCCAAAUUUACGAAACUCAAUGAACUCGAGAAGGGCUUGCUGUUUGCAGCAAAAACUAGUGGUCACUUAACAUGGAAAAUCGGUAAAGAUCUUGAGAUCCCUGUUCGACUUGCAUCAUUUUCAAGCAAGACUACUUUGAAAAAAGCACGAAUGCACAAGGACACAAAUGAAAUACUUGAGGUAGUCAGACACUGGGGACCCAGCCGACAAUUCGAAGAUGUCUUUGAAGAUGAGGACGACCAGGGCAUCCCUAGAACUCAAAUUCCCGAUUACAUACGCAAAGGAGUAAGAUAUGGUGGCAGGUUAAUCACUUUCAAACCAAAGGAAUUACAGGAAAUACGUUCAUCGUUAGAAACUGGAAUUAAAUUGAUUGGUUUUAAGCGAUUACCUAGAGAUGACUUCAUGGGACACAUUAAACCAACGAAAUUUGUGGGUGUCGAGGCAUCGGCAUCAGACCGUCAAAAAGUUUUAUUUGCUGCUUUCCUUCGUAACUGCCGAACACGAAAAGUAAUGGCAAUUUGUUCAGUGAGUCAUCGAUCAAUGCCGUAUAUCGCAAAAAUGAUUGCGUGUGAUGAGUUGGAUGGAUUUUAUUUGCGCAAAAUACCGUUCAAAGAACAAAUCAACAAUCUGAAAAAAUAUACCGCGGAUUACGUAUACGAUAACGAAAAGCCAUUGCCGGUAGAUGAAAAGGGAGUUUCAGUAAUGAAACAAGUGAUCAAAAAGCUAAGCAUGGAAUGGGACCCAACCAACUUUUCCAAUCCGAAGAUCAAACGUAAAAUGGACUACAUUCAAACCCUCGCAUUGGAUAGAGAAUUCACCAGGCCAUUCGAUAGCACUCGUCCGGACAAGGAGGCAAUCAACGACCGAUUAGGAGAUCUCGUCCAGCAGUUUGAAAACUUAUUUGGAAAACCAGUUUUGAAAAGAGCAGCCAUUUCAAGAGGACAAACUAGAAACACCGUAAAAGAAAUAAAAUUCGACGAUGAUACAAUCCGAACACUGGUCGCCAGAGAAACUCUACAAGGCAUUUCGGUAGCAAAUUUAAGAUCAAUCGCUCGAUCGAUAGGCGUACAGACGACGGGAUUGAAGAUUCAGUUGAUAGAAAGAAUAACAGCGCACUACACGAGAAACUAAUUAUUAAAAAAAAUCCAAAACAUGAUUUAUUAGAACUUUGAUGGGUUCGAGUAUACAUUUGCGACAAUUGUUAAUUGUUCAAUCUCAACGAUUUUCGGUGGCAAAAACAACCACCAUUAUUACUAUGAUUUUUUGUUCGAAAUUUUGUUUUUCUUUUCCACGAGUUUUUUUAUUACAUAUAUAAAAAAUAUUUGGAUUUGGUUCGUUCGAUGUGGCUGCACAAGGAUGUGGAAAACAAUCGAUACUCGAAAGUGAAAACGCGAUUAAAUUGCGAAUUGCAGCCAAGUACAAGAUUUUGUUCUUAGGCUCCGAGUGACCGAACGUUUCCGACUUCUGGUUUGGAAAUACGCUAAAGCGAUCCUGGCCGAACCCACGAGAAUUCUGCCUUUUGUUCUCUUCCAGAGUCUAUGAAAAAAUGUUCAAAUUAAUUGUUAGUUCUUCGAAUUAUUCACGCACUAUUUUUGUAAUCACAAUAAAUAUUUUUUCAUACUUUA